AAGGGAACCAGCUUCAGUCGAUUCUAUAUGGAGAAAAGUUAAAUUGCAGGAUUUUUUAAAAAUUUGGUGACGCGUUUUGCCUUUUUGACCAUUUGCAUUUCAGCAUGUUCUCCGGGAUAGUUGCGCAAUAACUUGUGCUGUAGGCUACAACAAACGGAAUUUUCCGAGCCUGUAGUUUUAUUGCCUUGUCACAUGUAUCAGAACAUCUCAGAACAUCUCGUCGGGCUCUCACUCUCUCUCCUGCUCAUGUUUUUUCUCUCUUUUUGCCAAGAUAAUGGAUUACCAAUAGCCUGAUGAAGACACAUCAUAGAGAGGUGCAGUAAAAAAAUGUUAAACAGGUGGCAGAUCCAGCAACAGUUCAAGCUGUCCUGAUCAUCCUGUGCCACAAUAACAGGCUGCCAUCUGAGAGACGCUGAGAUACAGUGCGCAGUCUCUCAGCGCUGUUCUCCAGCAUCAAACCCCAGAGCAACGCACAGCGGAUACUCUGGCGUUACAGGUUUGUCGACAUGCAAACCUGAAGACCGUUCUGGAAAUCAAGUAGAACAUUUAGAGAGGACGGAAAAACACUUUUGGAACAUUAAUCAGUGGGGGGAAGUGAGUCUUUGUUACUCGUUUAUCCUUUGCCGAACUAUCCUCAGAAGGUCAGAGGAGCGUGUAACCGAAACAAGUGGAGCUCUCUGUGAUUUCAGCAUUCUGUCUCCCCCAUCUGUGCCUACAUUCGCCGCUACAGAUAGGGACGUUUUUUGAUAAUUACAUGUAAUUAUAAUUUCUGUGGGAGACAGAUCUGCCUCUGUCUAUUAUUGCCAACACCUCCAACACAAUAACUUCACACAUUUACAUAUUUCUCCACAAAAGUGAUAUUCUUUGAAGACAAAUCAGGAAUAAUUUUACUUAGAGAGACAUGUCACAUGAAGACAAAAUGUGCCAUUCAGUUCAUAUCUAAUUAGUAAAACGAUUGAAUGACACGGGUAACUUUUUGUGCCUAAAAGCUGAAUAGAGAGCAUUUAAAAUCUGUGACGUUUGCCUCACUUUGCAAUAUUUUUCACAAGCUGGGAGUCAUUUUCUUGUUUUAUGCUUACUCCUAAAUUUUAGCUGCGACCGUCUUCUAGCACCUAAACUGAGCCUUCCUCAUUAUUCACCAUCGGCCAAAUCACAGUAACAGUCUGUGUGGAUGCUCAAUAAUCCAAUCAUAGAGAAGAUUGACAUAAAGUACACAGUGUAUCUAUAGAUGUGAUGAGUGCCUAGAACAAGAUAUCAUGGAGAAAGGUCUGUGUCUCAGAGAAACGAAGCAUCAUUACUUACAGUUUCCGUCAGUGGUGCAGUCUGUUAAUCUCAUGUGAUUGUUAUUAAGAAAUAUAGAAUUCAUACAUUUUUCAAGAAGGGAAUUGCUUACAGCUUAAAUAAGUGCCAAUCUGAAUGUGCCAGACUGAAAUAGUCAACCAGGAAUCAACAAAACAAAUACAAUAGUUUACAUUUGAUAAAACAGUGGCCAUAGACCAUAGUUCAAGUGCCAUGGUCAGUAAGAAUGUAUAGGACUGCCAUAUUUUAUUGAAAAUCCUUGCUACUCCUCUUUACUGGCCUUUUUGGUUACAAAUUAAUUCCAUCCAGCAGUACGUCAGAGACCUGUUCUUUUGUUCAGCGGGAAGUGUGGAACAAGGCAUUAAGGACUAAAAGCAUGAAGAUUGUUGUUUUCAAUUUGUCCUUUUUACAAAGCCGCAUCCAUUUUAGUCUUCUAGACUUGAAAGGGCAAAAGAUGAAGUCAUUACGCAUUCAGAGUUCCUUUCUAGCAGUAAAUUAAAACCAUUUUAAUACCAUUUGUCGACAAUUAUUGAAACCUACCAACUGUUUUUUUUUUAGUGGUAGACCUUUCCAUUUGUAUUUUUCCUGACCUUUUGUAAUAUUACUCCAUAUAAAUAAUCAAUUUCUCAAAAAAAACCUAAAACCAGGCUUUACAUUUCACCAUCUAACAUUACUGAAUGAAACUACUGAUACAUCAUAAAUAUUCAGUAGGUUGUACAUGCUACUUGAAUAUUUCACAUGCCAUUUUAGUGGGUUAAACGACAAAAGCGGAUACUGCAUUGACUCAACAACAGAAAAUAGAUCUCUUAGUCAUGUAAAAAUGACGCCCACCACCAAUCUUCGAGUCCUCGCUGUCUCCCUGCUCUCCCUCCUCUCCCUCCUCACCGCCCCUCUCACCACUGUUGUGGAGACCUCUCCGUCCCCCCCUCCUCAGCAAAUAGACUCCCCAGGGAGUCCUUUCUUUGAGCAGCCAAAGACUAGCCCAAGUCCCCCUCUCCUGCUCCUUGCCAUGCAGGCCAACAUCAGGCCAGCUGCUCUUCAAGGCAGGACCAAAGCACCCGAGAAACUUCCAGAAACCUCAAAUCUCGAGGAGCCUCCGAGGCCCCUUCCCCAGGUCAUGUUCCCCAAAAAUGUGACUUCAUCGAAGGCCCUUGCACCUCCCUUAGGCGCUGCCCAGGUAGCGCCCAUACCACCCCGUAUGAUGGAGGUAUGGAAUGAUGUAUGUCGGGGUUAUUAUGACGUCAUGGGACAAUUUGAUAUCGCUUUCAAUUGCUCAAAGGACACAUUCAUCUUUUGCUGUGGAACCUGCCACUACCGCUUCUGCUGCCCAGACCGAAACCAGCAACUGGAUCAAGAUAUUUGUAAAAACUAUUACUCUCCAGACUGGGCCAAGCCACAGACAGACCCAAUGAUGUUGCCAGAGGAAUUAGGUCCUGACCCUGACUUUGAUCCACUGAAGCAGCAGAGUCACAACACGGGAUUCGUCAUUGGUGGCGUGAUCGUGUUUAUGGUGGCUGUCGCUGUGGGCAUCAAGGUGGUCUUCAACAAGGUGCAACAGGAAGCCAACCAACGGGACCUCAACAUGCCCAGAGCCCUGGUUGACAUGCUGCGGCACCAGUCGAGCCCUGUCCAGAAAGAUGAGAGAAACAACAGCGUGGCUCUGGCUGUAGGGGACGGGACAGGGACACUGGGGAGACCUCCGAAAAAUCUUUACGCCCCAGGAUUGCCGAGCAAGGACAACAGAUUGGGAAAUAUUCAGCACAAUUUCAUCCACUCUUCAGGCACCAGCCCCAAACACACCGCGACUAUCGAACGCACCCCCCGGAUGAACAAUGCUCAGCUGGCAGCUGGAGGCACCCUGCUUUCCAGUAAACACAACAACACCAAAUCCCAGCCGGCCUUCCACCACUCCCUUCACAACCUUGCUCAGCUGCCGCCCUCCUACGAGAGUGCCACCAAGCCUGAGCUCAACAGAUACUCCUCACUCAAACGCCUCGAGAAAGGUCUUGAUGAGUACUCGUCUGGUUACUGCACCACCAAGCGCCGGCCUCACACUGCACAGCCGGCCCUCCAAUCCUCCCAGCAUCACCUCCACUGGGGUGGUGACUACACCUUGAGUGGGAGAGGAACCCUUCCUCGGCACGCAGUCCGUCCCUGGAUCCCACCUCCGCCUUCUGGCAUGCCGGCUUCACCCACCCCCAAUCCUUACCCUCUGGAUCCCCCGGAGCCCCAGUACAACCCCAACUACGAAACACUCUCCAAGCCCAGGAAAGUUAAAUCCAGUGACCAGCUGCUCAACAUGGGGGACGUCCCUGGCAACACGGGGACACUGUCCAGGUUGUCCAAGAACCAACAACACCAGUAUUACAAAGCCAUGGUUGCCUCCAACAAGAAUUCCAACACGCAGACACUCACCAGGAAGACCCAGGACAGGCAGGGGAGGCAGGAGAGAGAUGGGAGACAGGAGAGAGAUGGGAGGCAGGAGAGAGAUGGGAGGCAGGAGAGAGAUGGGAGGCAGGAGAGAGAUGGGAGGCAGGACAGAGAAGGGAGACAGGAGAGAGAGGAACGGCUGCUCAUGUCCCCGGACCAUUUGGAGGACAGGAUGGGGGUCGGCGGGAUAGGGGUCGUAGAUCCGUACGCCCACACAGGAGGGGUUGUCCCUACGCUGCCCCGCCAGCAGAAGGCCCAGUCCCAGCAGAAUGUCUGCGCCACCCCCUCCCUCGACCGACACCACAUGAUCAAGAUGAACUCUCAUCCCACAUCCGGACGCGAGCAGGAGAGGAGCACACCCAUGACGGGCCACAUGAGUGGAAACAUGGGCUGGGCGGGGGAAGGGCCUGGGGCUGGGGUAGUCAUGGGAACGGGAACACUAGGGGGCCACAGUGCCAGGAGGAUGGCUUUCGCUACAAAAAGGCAGAACACCAUUGAGCAGCUACAUUUCAUACCAGGAGGGGGUGGCGGGGGCUCGUCAGGGAGUGCAGGAGGGAGUCAGGGGAUCAGGACGGGGAGCAAAAAUGAGGUGACGGUGUGAGGUUUGUGCCUAAUGUAGAGUUUACCCCUGAUCAAAGGUAUGGGAGUAGAUCACCCUUCUGCAUUUAACUAUUAGAUAUAUAACUACAAGAACUAGAAGUAUAAAAUAUAGUAACAUUAGAACGUGUUUAGGCUAUUCAAAUUAGUGUAUUCUAGUAAUUCAAUAGCUUAAAUAUGAUUAAUCCGUAAAAAUUCUAGGUGGGGAAUGUCUGUACCACUUAUGUGAUAGCCUACAUCAGCCAUAUUUUGUAACAAAGUUUGCCAUAUACAGCGGUGCCAUUACUUGUAGAAAGAUUGAAAGGGUGAAACAAAACCAACAGAAGUGUCGUUCAUUAUUUAGUUUUUAUAUGUUUUUCAAAAAGUACUCAGGAGCCAUAUUAGAUAGGGAACUAGAGGAUAUAUAUAUAGAGAUAGAAGAGGUCGAUGCAGACGAGGAGCAUGUAAAGUAUUCUAUCACAGAAUUUAACAGAGAAUUGAACCAACUACCUGCUGGACUGUCAACGUGCUCAGCUCUCGCCAACAUUGAUUGAUUAAACUGAACCUCAUGGGUGUGCAGCCUGGUGGACUAAAUGAGUGGGAGUGAACCAUGUGCCUGGAGAGGGAUUCUGGAGAUCUGAUACUCAACCUCAUCCUGACACAGGGAGACAAAACAGAUUUUUGGUUGCUUCCUUUGAUAACGAGCGGCCGAGGUGGGGGCUGUUAGCGACUAGGACACAACAGCCUGUUUGCAGGACUCCGCACCUGAUUUUGAAAGCGCGGACAUACCCACAUCACCAAUCUGACGCCUGGGUUGCCUAGUUUUCCAUGUGACCUUAGAUCCAAUCCCCAGAGAGACUCACUCUGAUCACUGUUACACAGCAUUAGUGUAACCUGACGUUAGAUAACAUUAUGGGUGAUUUUUUCCCCUAACGUUCCCAUCUAUAGAUCAGGACCUAACUGUAAGAACAUUGGGCUGCCAAAUAAUAUAGAGCCAUCUGUCACGUUAUUACAAAAAUAUCUUGACAAAAACAUAGACGAGCCAGGCGAUGCAUGUGUUCAGUUUACAAAUAAAGAGGCAACUUGCUUUAAUUGCAGGUUGUGAACGAGGAGCAAAGGUUUUUCUACAGAGCACAAAUGAAUAGACGUAACUGUCCUUCAAAGCCAUUUAUGGAGAUACAAAGUAAAUACCACAGAGGAAGCUGGUCUGACAAUCACCAUUUUAUUAUUCUCACCAGGUGACAAAUUACAAAAGGCAGAUAUUUUGUACAGUCAAAGGAUUGGCUUCAGAGCAAGCCAAAAAAAACCUCUGAGUCAGAAGAGAGAGGGCGACCUGAGGCCUUCUCCUGCAUGGCUCAUAUGCCGUAAGAGACUCGGAUGAUUAGGAAGCCCUCCCCAUCCUCAAGAGGAAGACCUUGCUGUAUCAUAACGCACUUCAGCCAGUAUGAGUAAAAAAAGAAAAAAACAACAAAAAAAAGAAAAGAGAAAAAAAAAUCUUCAUCAAUAACAACACUUAUCAAUACUAAGGGCUAUCCUAUCCUAUAUACUGUAGUAUGUGAUAUCUGUGGUCCAUAUAAAAUACUAUCUCUUUCUCUUGAUUUUGUGUUGAUAUUGUCAUGUUGUAUUAAGUAUUACUGUGUACAAAAAACAA
Eleginops maclovinus (Patagonian blennie) is the source of this 5956-nucleotide messenger RNA. RefSeq lists its product as uncharacterized. NCBI's taxonomy places the organism in Eukaryota, Metazoa, Chordata, Actinopteri, Perciformes, Eleginopidae. Gene Ontology annotation, cellular component: postsynaptic density; AMPA glutamate receptor complex; dendritic spine membrane. The transcript has 6 exons. The coding region runs from base 2018 to 4330 and encodes 770 amino acids. Gene Ontology annotation, biological process: regulation of short-term neuronal synaptic plasticity; regulation of AMPA receptor activity. The record is from RefSeq and is a predicted model, not a curated record.